GCAGCACCAGCAGGAGCCAGCAGCUCGCCCAGAGUGGAUAGGCCAGGGACAGACAAUUUGACAAAGCCUCCGCCCGUCCUCUCAACUCCCGCAACCCGCAUCAUCACCACCACCCUCAACACCCGCCUGCUCCCAUUGAUUGCGCGCUCCUGCCCCGCAGUCAAUCGGACCCGUUGCUGGAUUCCCACAGGCCAUCGCCAGACCUCCCGCCAUCAUGCUUGUGAGAGCGGCUCGCCCGGCCCUCAGGGCUGGCGCUGCGGCCAUUCCUGCCCGCACUGCCAACACUGCCGCCGGCUAUGCGACCCUGCGUGAGAUCGAGUCUCGUCUCAAGUCGAUUCGCAACAUUGAGAAGAUCACCAAGACGAUGAAGAUUGUCGCCUCUACCAAGCUCACCCGUGCUCAGCGUGCCAUGAACGACUCCAAGGCGUAUGGCGAGACCUCCAACAAGGUCUUCGAGUCCGCCGAGACCAAGGGCCUCGAGGCUGAGGGCAAGAAGACCCUCUACGUCAUCUGCAGCUCCGACAAGGGCCUCUGCGGUGGUGUCCACUCUGGUCUCUCUCGUUACAUGCGCCGCACCCUCGCCGGUGGUGAGGCUGCUGACCUCGUCCUCAUCGGCGAGAAGUCUCGUGCUCAGCUCAGCCGUUCCAACCCCGACAACAUUGUCCUCAGCUUCGCCGGUAUUGGCAAGGACGUUCCCACCUUUGCCGAUGCUCAGGCCAUCGCCGACCAGAUUGUCCGCCUCGAGGGUGACUACGCCGACAUCAAGAUUGUCUACAACAAGUUCAUCAACGCCACCAGCUACGAGCCCGAGAUCAUCCCUGCCUUCUCUGAGGAGGCCAUCGCCGCCUCUCCCAACUUCUCCGCCUUCGAGGUUGAUGAGGAGCUCCUCGGCAACCUCCGCGAGUACGCCCUGGCCAACUCGCUGUACUGGGCUCUUGCCGAGGGCCACGCUUGCGAGAUCUCUGCUCGUCGCAACGCCAUGGAUAACGCUUCCAAGAACGCUGGUGAGAUGAUCCAGAAGAACCAGAUUCUGUACAACAGAACUCGCCAAGCCGUCAUUACCGGAGAGCUGGUCGAGAUUAUCACUGGUGCCACCGCUUCCGCGGACAUGUAGAGAGCGACCUGAGACUUGUAAUAGACUCAAAAAAGCAAGGCGAAGAAUUGUUGCACAGAGCAUAUCCUUUUCUCUUCUUCCCUGGGCCAUUAUAAACCCCGCGUUGAAGCAGCGAUAUGGGGUUUGUGACUAGGCGGCGACUAAAGAGGCGGCGAAUACCCGACCCUUCCACGUCGUUGCCCGGUUCCUUGGCCUCGGAGGAGAGUUGAACGUGAAGAGCUCGAAAGACCUUCUUCCCUUUGUAUUAAAGUACCCUAUUCCGCAAAUUUCAAACAAAGUGUACCAACGUCUCAAAAAAAGAGAUCCUCCAACGUACCCAGCAUACCGCGGAUGACCAGUGAUGUGCGAUAGAGAGAGCGGAUAUGACGUUAGCAUGAGACUUGGGAUAUGUUGCCAUUUUGCAGGAACCUUUGGUCCGCGAACGCAUUCAAUUCUGGUCAUUUUUGAGCAGGAGCGCUAUCUACAUCAAAUUGCGCAUUUCCCCGUGGCGUGAAU
Molecule: messenger RNA, 1609 nt
Organism: Microdochium trichocladiopsis
Lineage: Eukaryota; Fungi; Ascomycota; Sordariomycetes; Xylariales; Microdochiaceae
Product: ATPase, F1 complex, gamma subunit domain-containing protein
Exons: 3
Coding region: 215-1114 (299 amino acids)
Biological process (GO): proton motive force-driven ATP synthesis
Molecular function (GO): proton-transporting ATP synthase activity, rotational mechanism
Source: RefSeq, a predicted model, not a curated record